CUCAGACAGCGGCCACUGUUCAGUACAACAGUCCGCCGCAGAGGCCCUUUAAACGCACUCAACUGUCGACGCGACUACUGUACACAUCGGAGUGGUCGGCGUUUUUCAAGAAAAAAAACCCAAAACUGCUUAAGAGGACUGUUUUCAUCGGGGAUACCUGAGUCAAGACACAGAAGUCAGAUUUGAUGCUGGUUUUCGGGGAGCGGUGUGCGACUUCGCGGUCGUGACACGACUUUGACGGGCGCGGUGCGGCGGAGUUGGCGCACUGCUGGACUGGAUAUAUUAUUCGCUUGCAGCCAAGACGGUCGGCACCACCAUUUAUACUGCGUCUGAACCCGUUUCUCCUCUUAUUAUACUGCUUCUUCGGACUCUCAGCGGUUGAAUAGAGAUCGUCUAUACGGGCGUUUCAGCUUGAAUAUGUUGCUGUCAAAGUUUGGUUCAUUUUCGCACAUUUGCAAUCAUUCGAGUAUGGACCAUCUACCAGUGAAAAUACAGCUCCAGCCGGUCAAAGUGGAAAAGGAACCCUUCGAGAAGGUUUACCAAGUGGGAUCUGUUCUGGGAAGCGGAGGAUUCGGGACAGUGUACGCCGGCAACCGCCUCUCUGACGGCGCACCGGUUGCUGUGAAGCAUGUCGCGAAGGAGCGGGUGACGGAGUGGGGCACAAUUAACGGAACUAUGGUGCCUUUGGAGAUCCUGCUGUUGAAGAAGGUCAGCUCGUCUUUUCGCGGAGUUAUCAAAUUGCUGGACUAUUACGAGCGGGCGGACGGCUGGCUCAUCGUCAUGGAGAGGCCGGAGCUCGUCAAGGACCUGUUCGACUUCAUCACCGAGAAGGGCGCCCUGGACGAGGACACGGCUCGGGGCUUUUUCCGCCAGGUUUUGGAGGCGGUCAGACACUGCUACAGCUGUGGCGUGGUGCACAGAGACAUCAAAGAUGAAAACCUGCUGGUGGAUCUACGCACCGGGGAGCUCAAGCUUAUUGAUUUUGGCUCAGGGGCGAUUCUCAAGGACACAGUCUACACCGAUUUCGAUGGUACGAGAGUCUACAGCCCACCGGAGUGGAUCCGCUUCCACAGAUACCACGGGCGCUCUGCAACCGUGUGGUCGCUAGGCGUGCUGCUGUACGACAUGGUGUGCGGAGACAUCCCCUUUGAGCAGGACGAGGAGAUCCUCAGAGGGAGACUGUAUUUCAGGAGGAGGAUCUCAGCCGAAUGCCAGCAGCUGAUUAAAUGGUGCCUGGCUCUGCGGCCCUCAGACCGGCCCACCCUGGAGCAGAUCUGCGACCACCCCUGGAUGAGGGCGGCGGCAGAAUCACCUAAGUCACCGGAGGAGCCUGUGGGCAGCGACAUCCGCCUCAGGACCAUCGACACAGAUUCUUCGUCAAGCACAAGCUCGAGCAAGGAGAGCCUCUGAGCGUGGCUCUGAUGGACUUUGGGGGGAAAAAAAACACACAAAAUCAAACUUUGUGGGGAAAGAAGGGGUGGGGAUAGAGAGACUGAUCCGCAGCUGGGCCCCUGGCCCAGCCUGUCCGGCAAGAAAAAUGUACUUUAAGUUUCCUCUUUUGUAGGGAAUUUCUAAUUUAUUACUUUGUGUUCUAGUUAUCUUAUAGUCCCCAUCCCUUCUUUCAGUUGACUAUAUUUGUUUCUUACUGAGAAACAUCUUACUGUUUGGGCGGUCUUACCAGCACUAUUUAUUCCCCCCUUCCCCUUUUAAACUUUAUUUUACUUAUUACUAGGCUGGUAUAUACAGCUGGCAAGGCCCUCCUAUUCAGACAUGGCUGCUCUCAUAGAGCUCGGAAAUACACUUUUUAUUUAAAUGUUUUCAUUUUGAUUUUGGAGUGCCUUUUUUUGGAAAGCUGCUUUUCUGGGGGGGGCUUUUUGUCAACAACUGUUUUUCUUUUCUUUCCGGAAUAGCCCUCAGUGUGGCGGUUAAGUUGUCUGUACUGUGAUGGAAGGAGUGUUUAGGUUCUUUUUUUUAAAUGUUCUCCCUUCUGUCCUUCCUCUCUCCAUCACUGUAAGCCAACCAGCGCCCAGCUGAGAGGCUAAAGUAGAAUUAGACAGGAGAGAAGGAGGUGGGGGCUCUUCCUGGCAAUGAAAUACUUGAAACACACUCGACUCGACUCUGUGUCGCUCUCUUUAACGCUGCUCACUCACUCUAUAGCCUGAACAGGUGUUUGGAAACUGGAUCCUGUCUUUUCUGAAUGUCUACAAAAUGUCAACACACAGCCCACCUUUUUCUCCCUUUCUGCCCUCAAAUGCCUGUUCCAGGGUUGAUAGCCCUCCUGACCUUUUUUCUUUUUUCGCCUCCCACCAUCUCACUGCUUGACACUACAUGGCCCCCACCCCUUCCUCAGGGUUUGGGGUGUGAAUGCACAAUCAAUGCAAUAUUCAUGGACUCAAUUUUUUUUUUUUCCAAACAAAUAUUGUACAGUGUAUUUUUUUUUCUCUUCUGUGUGUGUGUGUGUGUGUGUACAUUUUUUUCCCCCUCCCCUCAUUUCCUCAUUUGCAUUUAAUUUAUUCGUAAACAUGUAGACAUUCCACACUCUGUGGUUAUUUAUUUAUUUAUUGUCUAUGCUUAAAAUCUCCCCCUUUUUUAAAAUUUUUUUUUUAUUGCAUAUCCUGGCCUUUGGUUUGCAUUCCUUAUAACUUAUUUUUACAUUUCAACUUUUUUCGUUUUUUGAGAUGUUGAGGAUGCACUGAAAACUGUUGUCAAUGUAAAGCAGAAUAAAAACGUUUACUUAAAUUUGAAAAGAAAAAAAAAGCAUUUUGAAUGUUAUUUAACUACUUUUGAAAGAAGUCUGUUAAUGUGGAAUGGAUAAGUAUCAGAGAAAUCCAUCUGGUUUUUGUGCUGUCGAGAUUCGUUUGAGUCCCAUGGAGAACCGAGCGGCAGUUUUUGUUUUCGUCACAUAGCCUCAUAUUUGGAGACCCUUUCAGUUUAGCUGUGUGACUUGUGGCUGUGAAGGAUGCAUAUUACUAUUUUUUUAUUCAAAAUAUUAAACGGUCAUUUUUAUGU
Molecule: messenger RNA, 3009 nt
Organism: Archocentrus centrarchus (flier cichlid)
Lineage: Eukaryota; Metazoa; Chordata; Actinopteri; Cichliformes; Cichlidae
Gene: pim3
Product: Pim-3 proto-oncogene, serine/threonine kinase
Exons: 6
Coding region: 418-1410 (330 amino acids)
Biological process (GO): regulation of mitotic cell cycle; negative regulation of apoptotic process; protein autophosphorylation
Cellular component (GO): cytoplasm
Molecular function (GO): ATP binding; protein serine/threonine kinase activity
Source: RefSeq, a predicted model, not a curated record